UGUAUUAGUUUUGUAAAUUUGCAAAUAUUUCAUUUUGAAAUAAAGUAGUUAUUGAGCUGAAAUUCAUUUGGCACUUAAUUUUUUAUUCUUUCCAAAGGCUAUGUCAAGAUCUAAUCAACCUGAGGCAAAUAUACAGUAGCCUGUGGAUAUCAGGAGGCAUUUUAAGGAAUAAUCAGCUAGAUACAAAGAACCAUCAUACAGAACUUCAGGCACCAUGUCAGUUUACUUCUGGACUAUUCUACUUGGACCUGGUCAACUCACAGACUGGCAAGUGAAAAAGUCACAAUGCUGCACAUCCUAGGUAUAUUAUUACUAUUUGUAAUAUUUGACAAGACUUCUGGAAGUGAGAUAUGCCCAGAUGCAAAACACUGCAAAAUUGUUCAUGUUGAAGAAAAUGUAGAGUACAUCUUUGACUUCUUGGUGGAUCAAAAUUCACAAGACUGCACUUUCUCUGUGAAAUUCAAUGGAGCUAUAUUCAAUAACAAUGGCACUUUCCUUUAUAGUGAACACUUUACUGCUUUGAAACAUCCCAGAACUCAUAUCACAGCAAGGACUGUAUUUGACCAUUUAAUUGUUACCCUUGAGAUCAGAUCAAUUCGGGUUGAUGACGCAGGAAGAUACAGAGCAAUAUUCCAAUGCAGUAACUCCACAUCAACUAUUUCACAAUCUUACAUUUUACGAGUAUACCACCCUCCUGGAACUGCCUCCUGUCAAUGGCAUGAACCCGGUGAAUUAAACCUAACCCAUGUAAACUACCAACACCUGCCGGCAUUGCAGUGCUUAACAAGAAACGGUUAUCCCGAAAGUAAUAUUAUUUGUUACUCCAGGCAUCAUCAGGCAAUUAUUGCACACAAUCCCCGCUAUAUUGCAGGAGAUGAGAUCAUAACAUCCAUAUUCUGGCUACCUAGGAAAUCCCUCCGAUGCUGUUCCGUAAGUGAGUUGUACCGCAAAAGCUAUCGAAGGUGCAGAGACUUUGUAUCAACUGAGCGUGGUCAAGAGCAUUCAACACAAAUUCUGUUUUCUACCGAAUCCCUGUCACAAAGCACAACAGUUCCUGUAGUGAGAGCAAAGAUACCAACUGGACGACUACAACCAACACUGUAUAUUACUUCAACAGCUCACCAGCUUUUUGUCAAUGAAAAAGUUUUCCUUUGGAACCAAAUUAUAUUUGUUAUUUGGCUUUCUUCCAUAUUUUGA
Molecule: messenger RNA, 1197 nt
Organism: Lytechinus variegatus (green sea urchin)
Lineage: Eukaryota; Metazoa; Echinodermata; Echinoidea; Temnopleuroida; Toxopneustidae
Exons: 2
Coding region: 286-1197 (303 amino acids)
Source: RefSeq, a predicted model, not a curated record